AUGGCUGAUGAAGCAGUACGGCAUCUCAAAUGUGACGAACACGAGCUGGGCUGCGGGCUCUGUCAACAAGCUGGCGUCGAAUGUGACCGAACUAAUAUUCGAUUUCGCAAUGGCCUAUCCGUCCCCAAAGAGCCAAAACUUGCAUUUCCCGAGUUAGACUCUUGGCCCCAACUGCUUGGCAGAGUGAGAUUUCACGAUGAGACUGCGGACAUCACCAGUCUGUAUUCAGUGGAGGGCCAUUCGGCUUUCAUUGAUGAAACACCCGAUAAUGUCAGUGGCCUUCUGCCAAAUACAAACGUGGCCAAUGAACUCGAUCAACACCAUUUCAUUGCAGCAAGCCAUUCACCAUCUACUGCAUCGUCUUCUCUGUCGACCCAAUUAAGGUCUUCCAGGGUCCGGCACCCUCUAUCCGAAAGAGAAGCCAUUUUGAUGAGAAAUUUUGUCGAGAAUAUGGCAUUAUGGGCUGAUAUAACAGAUCCUCAGCGGCAUUUUGAAACGGAGGUCUCAGUCCGGGCAUUUAAGGAGCCGGUCUUGCGUUAUGCUAUUUUCGCAUUUUCUUCCCGUCAUCUGAAUCGACAAGACAACAGCGAUGCAACGGAGGCAUUGCAGCAUCAUAAUUGCUGCGUUCAAUUACUGAUACCGGCGCUUUCUGGACCUCGCGAUCAUAUCACCGAGGAUAUACUUGCUGCGGUGGCUAUCCUCCGCCAGCAUGAGGAAAUGGACGGAGAGGAUAACCAGUUUCACUUGACAGGUACAACUCAUAUUCUCAACACGGUGUCCACGUUUGGGUCCUCAGGUGGUCUAGGUGAAGCUGCUGCCUGGCUUUGUUUGCGCCAGGAUAUCUACAUUUCGUUGACCAGCCAACAACCCCUGCGAACUAAUCUGCAUAGUUUCCACCACUCGGGUGUAUUUCAAAGAAAUGACGACUUUGCAUGGUCGAGCCGAAUGGUCUUCCUGCUCGCCAAAGUCGUCCAGAGCGCUUUCACCGACUCUGCCAUGACGCUUGGCAUCCAACAAGAGAUAGAGGAGUGGUAUUCUAACAAACCCGACACCUUUGAUCCUGUUCGAUCGGCCCCGCGAGGGCCAGAACCAGACCGGCGAUUCCCGACGAUCUGGAUGCUGCUACCCGUGCACGUUAUCGGCAUCCAAUACUAUCACAUUGCCAAGAUUCUCUUGGCGCUUUCCGAAGCACCACAGGCGUCUUCGGCCUAUGAGAGCCUGCGCCACUCUCGGCUAGUGGAGAAACAUGUUCGGCAUCACCUGCUCACGGUGUUGGGACUGGCGCAAUCGAACAGCAAAGCGGAGAACACGUUGUUCACUGCACGACAUAGCCUUGUGGCAUGGGGUUGGGUCCUUCGGGAUCCCCUGGAUCAAAACGCCGCGGAGUCACUAUUGCAAGCCAUGAAUGCAAGGACAGGAUGGAAUAUGGACGCGCUAAUUCAGACUUUGCGGGCGCAAUGGGAGGAGAUGGAGGGGGACAACUGA
Messenger RNA from Penicillium salamii, 1485 nucleotides. The record is from the annotation of a GenBank genome assembly. NCBI's taxonomy places the organism in Eukaryota, Fungi, Ascomycota, Eurotiomycetes, Eurotiales, Aspergillaceae.